Molecule: messenger RNA, 404 nt
Organism: Serinus canaria (Common canary)
Lineage: Eukaryota; Metazoa; Chordata; Aves; Passeriformes; Fringillidae
Gene: PVALB
Product: parvalbumin
Exons: 4
Coding region: 72-404 (110 amino acids)
Cellular component (GO): cytoplasm; nucleus
Molecular function (GO): calcium ion binding
Source: RefSeq, a predicted model, not a curated record
AUGAGCAGAAAUGAUGAGAAAAGCACUUUUUAAUCUUUUCGCACUUGCUUCCCUGUUCAAACAGUUGCAGGAUGGCUAUGACUGACUUGCUCAGCGCUGAGGAUAUCAAGAAGGCUGUGGGAGCCUUUUCAGCGGCUGAAUCUUUUAACUACAAAAAGUUUUUCGAGAUGGUAGGAUUAAAAAAGAAAAGCCCAGAAGAUGUGAAGAAGGUUUUCCAUAUUCUUGAUAAAGAUCAGAGCGGCUUCAUUGAAGAGGAAGAAUUGAAGUUUGUCCUGAAGGGCUUUACCCCAGAAGGAAGAGACCUAUCAGACAAAGAAACGAAGGCUCUUCUGGCUGCUGGAGAUAAGGACGGUGAUGGUAAAAUUGGCGCUGAUGAAUUUGCAACUAUGGUGGCUGAAUCAUAA